AGUCCGUAUUACGCACUAGAUGCUGGACAUCAACGUAGCGCGUAUGCAUCUACAUCAAUAUAUUUUUAUAUAGACAAACGCAUUCGCAGAAGUAACUGAUUGCAUCAGUGAACAGCCUUCUUUUUUUCUUUCGUGCCCUUUUGAUUCGUUUUUCUCUCUUCCCUUUAUCAUUGACGCAUCAACGUAAACUUUUACUUUCGUGCUUUCCUCCGGUUGCUUUACGAUUUACUCUUCUUUCCUUGUAGACGUGGCGCACGUCUUUGUGUGGCUGACUCACAUUUUUCUGACAAGUCAUCUCCAACCUCUGUCGUGCGACCUAACUUUUUUUUCCCUUUAAAUCCCUUCCUCAAAUAGCGCGGUCUUCAAGAUGAGCACCGACGACUCAAUCAGCGGCGGAGAGGAGCGCGCCUUCUUGGAAGCAGUCCCACCACCGGCGCACAACGACCCCUUUGAUGCCUCAGCCCGUCCCGCGGUGCCUCCGGCAGCGACCCGCGUGACGCGCUCGCAGGCCCUCGCGCGGCUGCGUCGCGGCGAGACGAUCAACGACGAGGCGGCCGCCGUCCCGACCCCCACCGCUGCCCCGCGCAGCGGAAGCAGCUCGUUCGACAAGGCGCACGACAGCGCCAUGGACGGUCUGAUCGACACGUCCGCAAAGAAGUCGUCGGAUGACACGUCGUCGCACGCGGCGGCAGCGGGAGGGGUAGGCAGGAACACCGCUGCCGCCGCCGGCACCGUAAACGGUAACGCGGGUGCGCCGGGUGUCGCCUCCCGCGGCAGAGAAGAAGGGCGGAUGCGCAAGUUGGGCGACGGCGACGCGGCUCCGUUUGGCGACAGCAACGUUGGCACACGUCGUCACCGCCACCAGGACGGGAGCGACGGAGAGGGCGACGAGGACGCGGACGACGAACACGGCGGCGUCUUCGGGAACACGGAGGGUGCGGAAGAGGGUGAGGCGGAAAGUGAAAAUCGAAGGGGCUCUGCGGCUACGACCCGUCCUUCGAGUGGACUGACCGGCGUAGCGCCCUCCGCCGCGCGUGACUCGACCCGGCCGCGCCGUACCCGCGACGGUCAGCGACUGGCCGCCGCGGCGCUGCCCCGCAUGCUGGCCCUGCAGCGCGCCUUCGAGACGGAGGCACCGCACCUCUACGAGUUCUGCUGCACGCAGGUGGUGGAGUGGCCGGCGCUGGCGAUCGAGUGGAUUCCCGAUCGCGCCUUCAGCGACCCAGAGCGGGACUACACGCUGCAGUACAUCGCCGUCGGGACGCAGGUGCACCCGUCAAGUGGGACGCCAAAUACGGUGAAGGUGAUGGAGGUGGCCGUGCCGGUGCCGACGAUGAAGGACGUCAUGUACGGCCUCUACGGCGACGACGACAUUCAUGGCGCGGAGGCCGACGACCCGGAGCUGCAGGAGUUCGUCGAUCCUGGCAAGCGCUUCGUGAACGUGAAGGGCCACUUCCACUGCGAGCAGACCCUCACGAUGGACGCGCCGGUGCUGAAGAUACGCGCAAUGCCGGCGGAGACGAACAUCCUCGCGGUGAAGACGGCGUCGGGCUUUGUCGGUGUCUACAACACGGUGCAGGAGCUGCAGGAGGACGCCGCCGGCCGCACCGUGCCGGAUGCCCUUCUGCGCGGACACAGCCGUGGCGGCUUUGGGCUGAGCUGGAACACGCUCAAGCCCGGCUACAUCGCCAGCGCCUCCGACGACGGCUACGUCAAUUACUACGACAUCAGCCACCGCCUGACCAUCGACUUGCAGCAGAACACCGCGAUGGACCCCGAGCUCACGGGCCCAGAGACGCAACCGAUUGAGCGCCUUGUCGGCCACCGCGAUAUCGUGACGGACUGCUCGUGGCACUCGUCGCAGAGCCACCUCUUGGCCUCCUCCAGCAUGGACGGCGAUGUGCGCAUUUGGGAUAUUCGCAUGAGCGCCGGCAGCAGCACCAUCCACUCGGCCCAUCCAAACGGUGCGACGGCCGCGCAGUUCCACCCUGUCGGCGCCUUCCAGCUGGCCACCGCCGGCGCGGAAGGCAGCGUUCAUCUCUGGGAUAUCCGCCGCACGGCGGACCCGGUCGCCGCGUUGAAUUACCACGGCAGGUCCGUGAUGGGACUGCAGUGGUCGCCGUCGAAGGAGACGGUGCUGGCGAGCUACGGCGACGACGGCCGCGUCGUUCUGUGGGACUUGGCGAAGACUUCGUUGCCCCUCGCCUACUCAGAGGACGGGGUGGCGCCGCCGGAGGUAGCAUUUGUGCACAUGGGCCACGUCGGCCGCGUGACGGACGCCUCGUGGAACAGCGUCAAGACGGAGGACUGGCUGCUGGCCUCCGCAGACACCACCAAUGGCCUUCAUGUGUACCGCCCAUCGCAGAAGGUGAUGCAGGACUACCGCAUGUUUGAGUAG
This is a messenger RNA of Leptomonas pyrrhocoris, 2398 nucleotides long. RefSeq lists its product as hypothetical. Gene Ontology annotation, molecular function: histone binding. The transcript has a single exon. Gene Ontology annotation, cellular component: nucleus. NCBI's taxonomy places the organism in Eukaryota, Euglenozoa, Kinetoplastea, Trypanosomatida, Trypanosomatidae. The coding region runs from base 368 to 2398 and encodes 676 amino acids. Gene Ontology annotation, biological process: regulation of gene expression. The record is from RefSeq and is a predicted model, not a curated record.